AUGCCGAUCCUGGUGGGCAGCAGCAUGUUCCGCCGCACCAAGAGCUGCCGCACGAGCAACCGGAAGAGCCUGAUCCUGACCAGCACCUCUCCCACCCUCCCGCGGCCCCACUCGCCGCUGCCCGGCCACAUCGGCAGCAGCCCCCUGGACAGUCCCCGCAACUUCUCGCCCAGCAACCCGGCCCACUUCUCCUUCGCCUCCUCCCGCCGUGCUGACGGGCGCCGCUGGUCGCUGGCCUCGCUGCCCUCCUCCGGCUAUGGCACCAACACCCCCAGCUCCACCGUCUCGUCCUCGUGCUCGUCGCAGGAGCGCCUGCACCAGCUGCCGGCGCAGCCGACGCCAGAGGAGCUGCGCUUCCUCUCCCGCCACUUCGGCAGCUCCGAGAGCCUGGCCGAGGAGGAUGGGGGGGCCCGGGGGGGGCCAGCCCCGCGCCCCCGCUCCCGCAGCCUCAGCCCCGGGCGCUCGCCCUCGUCCCACGACAACGAGAUCGUGAUGAUGAACCAUGUCUACAAGGAGAGGUUCCCAAAGGCGACGGCGCAGAUGGAGGAGCGGCUGGAGGAGUUCGUGCGGGGCUGUGGCCCCGGGGGGACGCCACUGGCCGACGGCGCCCUCAGCUUCAUCCAGCACCAGCUGGUCGAGCUGGCGCGCGACUGCCUGGCUAAGGCCCGGCACGGCCUCAUCACCGCCGGCUACUUCUACGAGCUGCAGGAGAACAUGGAGCGGCUGCUGCAGGACGCCUACGAGCGCUCGGAGUCGGAGGAGGUGGCCUUCAUCACCCAGCUGGUGAAGAAGCUCCUCAUCAUCAUCUCCCGCCCUGCCCGGCUGCUCGAGUGCCUGGAGUUCGACCCGGCUGAGUUCUACCAGCUGCUGGCGGCGGCGGAGGGCCAGGCCCGCGAGGGGCUGCUGAAGGCCGACAUCCCGCGCUACAUCAUUGGGCAGCUGGGGCUGGCACGGGACCCCUUCCCCGACAUGGUGCAUCUGGAGGAGCCCGACAGCGGCGGGAGCAACACGCCGGAGCCCGAGGAAGGGGCCGAGGGCCGCAGCAUCGUCCCAAGGGCCAAGAAGCCGCCGGGCGAAGGCGACUUUGAGACCAUCAAGCUCAUCAGCAAUGGCGCCUACGGGGCGGUGUACCUGGUGCGGCACACGGCCACGCGCCAGCGCUUCGCCAUGAAGAAGAUCAACAAGCAGAACCUGCUGCUGCGCAACCAGGUGGAGCAGGCGUUCGUGGAGCGUGACAUCCUCACCUUCGCCGAGAACCCCUUCGUCGUCAGCAUGUUCUGCUCCUUCCAGACCCGCCGCCACCUCUGCAUGGUCAUGGAGUAUGUCGAAGGCGGGGACUGCGCAACGCUGCUGAAGCACAUCGGGGCGCUGCCGCUGGAGCUGGCCCGGCUCUACUUCGCCGAGACUGUCCUGGCUCUGGAGUACCUGCACAACUAUGGCAUCGUCCACCGCGACCUCAAGCCUGACAACCUGCUGAUCACCUCGCUGGGCCACGUGAAGCUGACGGACUUCGGGCUCUCCAAGAUGGGGCUGAUGAGCCUCACCACCAACCUCUACGAGGGCCACAUGGAGAAGGACGCCCGCGAGUUCCGUGACAAGCAGGUGUGCGGCACCCCCGAGUACAUCGCUCCUGAGGUGAUCCUGCGGCAGGGCUACGGGAAGCCGGUGGACUGGUGGGCGAUGGGCAUCGUCCUCUACGAGUUCCUGGUGGGCUGCGUCCCCUUCUUUGGGGACACCCCCGAGGAGCUCUUCGGGCAGGUCAUCUCGGACGAGAUCCUGUGGCCAGAGGGGGACGAGGCGCUGCCCCCCGAUGCCCAGCACCUCAUCUCCUGCCUCCUGCAGCCCGACCCCCUGCGGCGCCUCGGGGCCGGGGGGGCGCAGGAGGUGAAGGCUCAUGGCUUCUUUGCGGCACUCGACUGGACGGGGCUGCUGCGGCAGAAAGCCGAGUUUGUGCCGCACUUGGAGUCCGAGGAGGACACCAGCUACUUCGACACACGCUCGGAUCGGUACCCCCACGUCACCUCCUACGAGGACGAGGACACGACGGAGGACGAACCUGUGGAGAUUCGGCAGUUCUCGUCCUGCUCCCCCCGCUUCAGCAAGGUGUACAGCAGCCUGGAGCAGCUCUCGCAGCAGCAGGAGCCGAAGGCGGCCAAGGGGCGUCCGCGGGACGAGGGGAGACGCGAUGGCUUCACCCGUGACCGCGGCUGGCGCACGGCCUCGCCCGAGCUGAAGCGCCCGCCGGCAGCCGAGGGGGCCCCCCCCGAGGGCGAGGGCAGCCCCCCCCUGGGCGCCCGUCGCCGCUUCUCGGCGCUGCUGGAGCCGGGGCGCCCCGGGGCCCCCCCAGAGGAGCGGCCAGCCCCCCGUAACAGUGCCCCCCCCCGCGAUGGACCCACAGAUGGACCCAGCGAGGAGCCAGGGGAGCGAGCGCCGCGGGCCGGAGACCUGCCCCCCACCCGGGCUGAGCUGGGGCUGCGGCGGCCGCGGCACCCGGGGGUGGCCCCCGAGGGGGGGGCUGACAAGCGCAGCCCCCGCGGCCCCGGGAAGGUCACCAAGUCGGCGUCGGCCACUGCCCUCUCCGUCAUCAUCCCCAGCGGGGAGGCGCCCGGCUCCUCUCCCCUGGGCAGCCCCAUGUCCCCGCGGUCGCUGUCCUCGGACCCGUCCUCGCGGGACUCGUCCCCGGGCCGGGAGCUGGCCCCGGCAGUGGCCGCCCCCCGCUCUCCCAUCGCCAUCCCCCGCCCCGGCAAGAAGUUCGGCUUCACCCUGCGCGCCAUCCGCGUCUACCUGGGGGACAGCGACGUCUACAGCGUCCACCACGUUGUCUGGCACGUGGAGGAGGGGGGCCCGGCACAGGAGGCGGGGCUCUGCGCCGGUGACCUCAUCACCCAUGUCAACGGGGAGCCCGUCCACGGGCUGGUGCACACCGAGGUCGUCGAGCUCAUCCUCAAGAGCGGGACGAAGGUGCUGGUGACAACGACGCCGCUGGAGAACACCUCCAUCCGCCUGGGCCCUGCGCGGCGCCGCAGCGCCCGGGCCAAGAUGGCGCGGAGGAACCGCCGGGGCGGCGCUGGGGGCGGCCACGAGAGGCGGCGCAGCGCGCUGUUCCGGCACCUGGCCCGACAGGCGUCGCUGCUGCACACGAGCCGCUCGCUGACGUCACUGAGCCGCUCGCUCUCCUCCUCCGACAGCCUGCCCGCCUCCCCCACCCACGCGCGCGCGCGGGACCCCGCCCUCCCGCCGCGCGCCGCCGAGACGGGGGCCUCCCCGCCCAGCAGCUCGCCGGGCUCCAGCGCGCCGCCCUCGCCGGCACCGGCCGGGCCCCACCUGCGGCCCAGCUCGCUGCAGGGCCUCUCCCCGAAGCUGCAGCGGCAGUACCGGGCGGCGCGCUGCAAGUCGGCCGGCAGCAUCCCGCUCUCGCCGCUGGCCCACACGCCCUCGCCGCCCGCCGCCUCGCCCCCCGCCUUCCCCGCCAAGCUGCACCCCAAGGCCGCCGAGUCGCCCCGCCUGACCCGCCGGGGCCCCCCCGAGAAGGCGGCGGCGGCGGUGCCCCGGAAGCACGGCCUGGAGGCCGCCCGCAAGGACUUCCCGGCCGAGCCGCCGCUGCAGAGCCUGGCCGAGUGGGACGGGGAGAGCCCGGCCGAGGGGCUGCCCCCCGCACCCCCCGCCCGCCGCCUCGGCCGCCAGGAGCUGCCGCUCCUGCUGGGGGGCCCCCCCGGCGCCGAGGCCGCCCCCCCGGGGGGUGAGGAGCCCGAGCGGGCGGCGCGGGGCCCCCCCAAGGCGCUGAGCCCGGUGCAGGAGCACGAGCAGGCCCGGCGGGGGGGCGCCCCGGCGGGGCCCCCGGUGCCCAUCGUAGUGGUGGGGCCCAGCGUGGCCCCCGGGGAGGGGGCACUGGGGCCCCCUCGGAGCACCGGGCCCCCCCCCGGGCGCUGA
Messenger RNA from Gavia stellata (red-throated loon), 3930 nucleotides. RefSeq names its product microtubule associated serine/threonine kinase 1 (gene MAST1). The coding region runs from base 1 to 3930 and encodes 1309 amino acids. The record is from RefSeq and is a predicted model, not a curated record. NCBI's taxonomy places the organism in Eukaryota, Metazoa, Chordata, Aves, Gaviiformes, Gaviidae. Gene Ontology annotation, molecular function: protein serine/threonine kinase activity; ATP binding; magnesium ion binding. Gene Ontology annotation, biological process: peptidyl-serine phosphorylation; intracellular signal transduction. The transcript is spliced from 26 exons.